This is a messenger RNA of Saccoglossus kowalevskii, 1780 nucleotides long. RefSeq names its product TBC1 domain family member 19-like. The record is from RefSeq and is a predicted model, not a curated record. NCBI's taxonomy places the organism in Eukaryota, Metazoa, Hemichordata, Enteropneusta, Harrimaniidae.
CUUGGGAAUCAUAACACACUUCAAUUGGCGCCCAUUUAUUCGAAUCUUUUGACGUUUACGAGUAUCUACGAGUCGGGAUCAUAGUCGCGACAUCUUACGGCAUCGUAGUACUGACUGCAACCCUCUGAUCAAGUAUAGAAGCUUUCAGUUUAAACAGUUUUACAGAAUUACAUUAAAGAUGUCAGCUUUGCAAGGACAAGGUGAUCAGAGUGAACAUCUAUCAGUUCUUAUUGCUCACAUUGUACAAGAGUUGAGAGGAACAGUACUCCAUUCGCAACUCAAGAGAGCCGCACAGUUUCAAGCAGGAAAACCAAAUAUACACCUAUCUGACUUGAAAAAAGAGGUGCACAGUGCAUUAGUGGAAACAGGUUGGGAAAGGAAGUUACGAAAUGCCGUGUACAAACAUAUGGUGUUGUACCCACAGAUGAACCAUCCAUCGUCAUCAGGGGAACACUGUAAGGAACCGUUGAGUUACAUUCGAAAAUCACAGAGUAAUUGGGAAAAAAGAAUAUUGAAGAGUUUGAAUAGUAUGUGUACAGAGUUGAGUGUUCCCUUGGCAAGAAAGAGACCAUUACAAGAACAAAAAGAACUCAAAAUGAAAUGGAAUGAACUGGGCACCGAUGAGCCAGAUCUGAGUGCUUUCCGGCCGGUUUACGCACCUAAAGAUUUCCUUGACGUUCUAAUGACCUUGAAGAAUCCAAACUGUAACAGUUCUCAUGAAAACAAGAGCAUGGUUCACACUUGGGGUUUGAUACAGAUGCCGUUUAAAAUCAAGACGAUGAAGGAACUGAGAGAUCAGUAUUGGGAGCUGACAAUGACAGAGAGCCAAACAGGAGUUGAUGAUCUUUCUGAAAUAGCUGCAGAUGUUUAUGAAACUGAAAGAACAAAACUCGGUAAGAAAGUCUUACAAGCCGGACACAGCCCACUGGCACAGCAGUUCUCGAAAGAAGGAUGCCCGGCUACCCAGCGUUGCGAUCUGUGGGCUCAGAUCCUCGGCGUCACCUCAGAUGAUAUCGACAAGCUGUACUAUGAGCAGUUGAAAUCUUACGUGUUCCAACAUGACUUGCUGGUUGAUAGUCUUAUUUAUAAGGAUAUCAAGCUGACUGCUACAAAUGAUGACAAUUAUUUUGUAUUUGAAGACUACCUCUACCAAGCCCUGCUUGUAUUUUCACGAGACACACAUGUACUUAAACACUUUGCAAACAGCUCUGCCACACCGGCCAAGUCUUACAUUCGAGGUAAAUUAGGAAUGGAAGAAUACGCUGUAGUCUAUCCACCCAAUGGCGUCAUUCCUUUUCACGGUUUUUCUAUGUUCGUUUCUCCCCUGUGCUACGUCUACCACGAUCCAGUCAGACUCUAUUUCAUUUUCCGUGAGCUCUACAUGAGAUAUUUUUUCCGGUUGCAUAAUAUCUCAUCACAUCCUCAGGGCAUUGUGGCACUCUCCAUCCUAUUUGAGUCACUGCUACAAACACAUCAGCCUCAAUUGUUCUACCAUCUCAGAGAAAUUGGGGCACAACCACUGAGAAUUGCUUUCAAGUGGAUAAUGAGAGCCUUUUCAGGUUUUCUCGCCAGCGAUCAGUUGCUUCUAUUAUGGGAUAGGAUACUGGCAUAUAAUUCACUGGAGAUUCUACCGGUGUUAGCUAUGGCAAUCUUCGCAUUCAGACGGGUCAAUUUGAUGGAAGUGACGACGUUUUCAGCCGCAGACGCUGUUAUGGCGGAUCUUACAGGAUUGAAACUGGUGCCGUUGUUACAAGUAGCCAUAUUUUCUUCUCAGAGGUGA